Messenger RNA from Cryptomeria japonica (Japanese cedar), 960 nucleotides. RefSeq lists its product as uncharacterized. The transcript is spliced from 2 exons. NCBI's taxonomy places the organism in Eukaryota, Viridiplantae, Streptophyta, Pinopsida, Cupressales, Cupressaceae. Bases 1 to 960 code for a protein of 319 amino acids. Gene Ontology annotation, cellular component: cytosol. Gene Ontology annotation, molecular function: nucleotidyltransferase activity. The record is from RefSeq and is a predicted model, not a curated record.
AUGGUCUUCUAUUACAAAUCUGGUCGUUAUCCACUCGACACUCAAAUCAAUAAAUAUCUAAAUCAGAAACGCUUAAAACAAUCAGAGUGCAAUCUGAAGCGGUCGGUCAAGAACAAAAUAUUCAGGCUCUUAAGCGAAAAUUUUGAGUCUGUAUUUUCUCUUCAUAUUGUUGGCUCAGCAGCUAAUUAUCUUGAUGUGAAGGGUGGUGAUCUUGACAUAUGCCUUUUGUUCAAUGAAAUUUCCCCCAAUGAUUUGUACAAGGUGAAACAGUUACUCAAGUGCAGUGAUUUCGCUAUCAAUGUAAUCUGUAUUCCGCCACUAAAUUUAGUUCGCUUCAGAGAUUCCGAGACAGGCUUUCAGACCGAUUUAAUCAUAAACAACUCUAAACCGAUCAAGGACGCCUAUCUCAUUCGCUGCUAUAUAAAAGAAUUUUGUAUUCUGUCGGACCUCAUUGUAUUGAUUAAACUUUGGGCUCAGUAUCAAGAAAUAAAUGAGGCAUCCAAACAAGGUUUGAAUAGCUCCAGUUUAGCAUUGAUGGCCAUAUCUUGCUUGCAAGAGGAUGGCCUUCUACCUUGCUUGCAUGAAGAGAAACCAUACCUGUUUGGAAACUUGAAAUAUCUAAACCUGCAGCGUAUUAAAAUAUCGAAUGGGACUUGUCCUGACUAUGACGGGCCAUCAAUCGACGUACUCUUCCUUAGAUUUCUAAAAUACUACGCAAAGUCAUUCGAAUUCGACAAUCAAGGCAUCUCUGUUCGGUUGGGCCGAGCAAUUUCAAAACCGCGAUCUUCUGGCCAAAAUCACAGAAUUUUUAUUGAAGAUCCCAGCGAUCGGACAAACACAGCCAAAGCUAUUCGAUCUGACAGUAGUUUCUAUAAGAUUGAGAAAGUUUUCACAGAGAGCUUCAACCAACUAGAAAUUGGACGGGACUUGAGUGAGUUGGUUGGACAAUAUAUGACAUAA